Oreochromis aureus is the source of this 3780-nucleotide messenger RNA. RefSeq names its product cationic amino acid transporter 2-like. Gene Ontology annotation, cellular component: plasma membrane. The transcript is spliced from 13 exons. NCBI's taxonomy places the organism in Eukaryota, Metazoa, Chordata, Actinopteri, Cichliformes, Cichlidae. Bases 1327 to 3153 code for a protein of 608 amino acids. The record is from RefSeq and is a predicted model, not a curated record. Gene Ontology annotation, biological process: transmembrane transport; amino acid transport. Gene Ontology annotation, molecular function: amino acid transmembrane transporter activity.
AUCCACACUGGUCGGGAGUAAGAAAGGCUACUUUGUAAAUAAUUCCACUGAGUGGGAGGGUCAUGCAGGCCGGUCUUGUAUAUAUCGCUGUAAAAGUCAUGCCUCUUUCAUCCAAGUCAGCAUCACGGAUAUUUUCGUUCCACUCCGCUUUUGAAGUCACCAGUAACUCCUCGUGGGACUGAACGCAAGGUAAUGAACUUGUGUGUCUGCUGCAUAAAAAUAUGAUGUCAGUUUCAAAUCCCUGACCUCCUCUUUAAUCAGAAUCUGUGCAUUUUAAUGACUGUGCUUCUUUAAAUGCACAGUAGGCAGCCGAAAAACAACAUUAUGAACAUUAACUGCUUAACUGCAACGAUAAUGGGACAUCUGGCUAAACAAACCACAUUUUUUUAGUUAAGCAUUACCCUCAAUAUGCUAUCUCAGCAAGUGAGAUCCGCCGAUACGAAUGCUUAAGUUUAGUCAAAAGUACUUUGACCGCACAGGCUUCCUCCCCACUCACCUCCUGCCUGUUGAGGUAGAUGCCACAAGGGAUUAGGAGAGCUCAAAUCCCCUGAUUGGAGAUGAGAAGGUAAAUGCUGCCUCUCAAAGUGUGCAGCCUCCUUCCCGAAUAAGUCAUAAAAGCUGCUUUGUCCUCCCCCAUGUCAUGAACUCACCGGGCCAUUAGAGCGGCAGGCUCACACCUUUAUGUUGAGAUGGAGAUACAGCUGCUUCACAGCAAGCAGACAAACUCUACAACAUAGCUGUAGUAAUAAGACCACAGGCUUGUUUUUAAGCAGCACAAGAAUGUAAGCACCCUUUGAGAAGAUACAGUUAUUGUUUUGUUCAUAUAUCCCGGAUACCGAGCACUAAAAAAGUAUUUCUUGGUGUUCCUUUUGCUUAGAUAUGCUUUACAGGUUUCUUUUAGUGAAGAGCAAACUUAUAGACAAAUUAUCUUGAUAAUAUGAUCGCAAGACAAGAAAUAAAAAAUAGAAAUCUGUAGAAAACCCUCAAAGAUUAGAAGAGAUGUAUCCAAUUUUUGACUGUAUAUUAAAGUAAAUAUAGGAAAACGCUAUCACAUCUUUGUUUUCUCACUGUGCCUUAACUUUCAUUUGAUUUAAUUUGAUUUUAACAGUAGUUGAUUAAAGGCAGGCCUGAAAGGCACUGCUGCUGUGAGAACACAUCUAACACAUAAAGCUUUUGGACUCUUCAGAAAUAUUCAAAGAAGUAAUUGUGUGGUGAAUUAAGGCUUAAAGUGCAAUCCUGAAGCCGGGGCGUGGAUUUCUGCGCUGGGGGUGGCAUUCUGGAAAUCUCAGCACAUCUACGAGGUACAAGAUCACACCAAAGAGAAGUAUGUCGUGCAGCAUAGUGAAGUCCUUUCUGGUGAGCCUAUCCCGGAGGAAGCCCCUCGAGCCCGACGGGGAAGAGUCCACCUUCAAUCGAUGCCUGACCACUCUGGACUUGGUGGCCCUCGGUGUGGGCAGCACCCUGGGGGCUGGUGUCUAUGUCCUCUCUGGAGAGGUGGCCAGAGAAACAGCGGGACCCAGCAUCAUCAUCUCCUUCUUCAUCGCUGCCCUGGCCUCUAUAUUUGCUGGGCUAUGCUACGCAGAGUUUGGUGCCCGGGUUCCUAAAACAGGCUCAGCAUACCUUUACAGCUAUGUGACGGUGGGAGAGCUCCUUGCUUUUAUCUCUGGCUGGAAUCUGCUGCUCUCCUACGUCAUAGGGACAUCGACUGUUGCACUGGCAUGGAGUGGAACAUUUGAUGAACUCAUUGGGGGAGUCAUAUCAAAAUACUUUGCAGAAAAUGCUGCUAUGGGCCUGCCUGGCUUAGCACCUUACCCUGAUGUCUUUGCAGCAGCUCUGAUCGUGCUCUUGUCAGGUCUCCUGUCUUUUGGAGUGAAAGAGUCAACGAUGAUCAACAAGAUCUUCACAGCGAUCAACAUCCUGGUGCUGCUGUUUGUGACCAUUUCUGGAUUCAUCAAGGGGGACAUCUCCAACUGGAAAAUCAGCAAAGAGGAUUUGCUAAACACCACUGCCAUAAACGCAACUGACAUCGCUAAUGCAACAAGCGAGUUUGGAGUGGGUGGAUUUUUCCCUUAUGGCUUUGGUGGAACCGUGGCUGGAGCUGCAACAUGCUUCUAUGCUUUUGUUGGAUUUGACUGCAUUGCUACAACAGGAGAGGAGGUGAAGAACCCCAAGAAGUCUGUCCCUAUUAGCAUUGUGGCCUCAUUGCUUAUAUGUUUCCUGGCCUACUUUGCUGUGUCUGCUGCUCUCACCCUCAUGAUGCCCUACUACCUGCUAAGUAAAACAAGCCCACUGCCACUGGCCUUUGACUACGUUGGAUGGGGUCCUGCCAAAUAUGCUGUGGCUGUGGGUUCACUGUGUGCCCUGUCAACUAGUCUGCUGGGUUCCAUGUUCCCGAUGCCUCGAGUACUUUUUGCCAUGGCGAGAGACGGGCUGCUUUUCAAACCGUUGUCCAAAGUCACCUCCAGAGGCAGUCCAGCAAUAGCUACCAUAUCAUCUGGCAUUGUGGCAGCCAUCAUGGCUCUACUGUUUGACCUGAAUGCCUUGGUGGAACUGAUGUCCAUUGGUACUCUGUUUGCUUACACACUCGUGGCAGUAUGCAUCCUGAUACUGAGGUACCAGGUGGGUUCAUCUGAAGACACGGACCUUAAGAUCACAGAACCACAAAAAAGGUUUAGCUUCUUCAAACCUCCAAAAACACCCAACUCUUCCACGGCACGAACAGUCACACUCUUGACCGUAUUCUCUGUUCUGUGCAUUCUUGCACUGUGCAUUACUCUGAGCCAAGGCAUGGAAGCUCUUGCCAACACUCAAGCAUGGAGCAUCGUGCUUGUCUGUAUCUUUGGAGUGCUCCUGCUGGUCAACUUGUUCCUCAUCUGGAGACACCCAGAGAAUCCCACAAAGGCGUCAUUCAUGGUACCCUUAAUCCCUCUUCUGCCUUUACUGAGUACUUUAAUCAAUGUCUAUCUGAUGGUGCAGUUAGGCGGUCAAACAUGGAUACGAUAUGCUGUCUGGAUGCUAAUAGGGUUACUUAUCUAUUUUAUCUACGGAAUGCGUAACAGCGUCCAGAGGAAGCGACUCAUGACCAACCACGCAGAGAUCGAAACAGUCAGCGGCAAAACAGACAAGGAUAGCAUUAAAGAAGAGAAAUUCUGAGCUCAAGCGGGGUGAAGACAGAUAAACUGAGAUGUUACAGUGAGCGACUUGCUUUAACUUAUAACCACUGCUUGAGAUGCACUGGUGCUGCUGCUUUUCUGCAGACUUCAACCUACGACAGCACCGAAGCAAAUGGCCAGAUAACUUAACUUGAUGGUUUAUUACAUCCUAACACACUCUGUUUGUUAUCUAAACGGUCCAAAAUGAAACACUCCCUAAGAUAUAUUUGGACCUUGAAUAUCUUCACUUAUCACUGAUUUUCACAUUGUUGUUAACGAUAUUUAUCUGUAUAUCUUGUCGUAUUAGUGAGCCUGUUCCAAAGAAAAAAUAUUCUGUAGAUUAUUUGCUUUUUAUAAUUCUGAAAUAACAGGUUUACACUUUUCUUAUCAAGUGCAAAAUGUAAAUUAUUUUUAUUUCAGUUUUAUAUUAUUUUAAUUUUAUUUUAAUAUAUUUUUUUAAAUGUGCAGAAUUCGCCUGAAGACGUUAUAUUUUACAGAGCUGAUACAGAAAACCUUUUAUGGGAUUUUAUCUUCCAUGUGUAAAUAUGGAAACUGCAUGUGAUUGUUAACUAAACGACUGCCACUGUACACUUGAAUUAAAAAUUAAAUGAUUCGCUUUUGUAAAACA